AUGAAUCCCCCGUCUCCACCAGAGCACGAGCAGCAGUGGUCUCCCUCAUUGUUUGAAAUGAGAUUGAACAAGAUUGAAGAGUAUUUAAAGUGCACGGAAUCCAGUGAGUUUACCAACUCAGAUGAAGGUAUCAAAAGCUAUUCACAUCAUCAGCGAGGCUGUUAUUUUUCCUAUGAAAGGGAGUUGUCUAUGUUCAAAUUCUACACUGAGAAAAACUGUCUGACGGAAUGUAUUGCUAACUGUUCUCUAAUCGACAUUUUUGGCAUGUUUAAUGGUUUUAAUGUUAUGUCAUUCCUAGAGACUAUAUUCUAUUCUAUUUAG
Messenger RNA from Macrosteles quadrilineatus (aster leafhopper), 321 nucleotides. RefSeq lists its product as uncharacterized. Gene Ontology annotation, biological process: sodium ion transport. Lineage: Eukaryota; Metazoa; Arthropoda; Insecta; Hemiptera; Cicadellidae. The coding region runs from base 1 to 321 and encodes 106 amino acids. The transcript has 4 exons. Gene Ontology annotation, molecular function: sodium channel activity. The record is from RefSeq and is a predicted model, not a curated record. Gene Ontology annotation, cellular component: membrane.